Pomacea canaliculata is the source of this 2034-nucleotide messenger RNA. RefSeq lists its product as uncharacterized. Gene Ontology annotation, molecular function: chitin binding. The record is from RefSeq and is a predicted model, not a curated record. Gene Ontology annotation, cellular component: extracellular region. Lineage: Eukaryota; Metazoa; Mollusca; Gastropoda; Architaenioglossa; Ampullariidae. The transcript is spliced from 10 exons. The coding region runs from base 163 to 1731 and encodes 522 amino acids.
GGGGUAGCGCGGCUCUUACUUAUAUAAAACUACAACUCCAGCUUUCCCGCCGACGUUGAAAGCCAAGCCGCUAUCUGGUCAACAUAUUAUCGCCCUGGACAACCUCAAUCUAUCUUCAUAGAGAAGUCUGCAAAUGCCACGCAAUUCGACUGCAGCAAUCCUAUGGAUGUGGCCUUUAUCCACGACAGCUCGAGUAGUGUGAAUGAGAAGGACUUCGGACUCAGUCUCAAUUGGACAGCGAGCUUCGCGGAGUCCAUGAAUGUACCUUACACUACAAAGUUAUCUUUGACUACCUUCGACUCUUCCACCACCGUCAGGUUCUUGUUCGACGAUUACAGCACCAAGGCUCAGGUCGUCUCGGCCAUUAAAAGAAUCGUCAGAACUUAUGGAGGGACAAACACAGCCAAGGCACUGAACACAGUUCGCACAUCAGUCUUCCCGAUGGCGAGAAAUGAAUCCAGACAUGUGGCCGUGCUGAUCACAGACGGACAGUCCGACAGCUUCACCGAAACAGUUGCUGCCGCAAAUCUUCUUAAAGAGUCAGGUGUGGUCGUGUUUGCUCUUGGCAUCGGAAACUACAGGCUUUCGGAGUUGCAGGCCAUCGCCUCGCAGCCGGUCUGUAGUCACGUGUUCACCCUCACUGACUUCUCUCUCAUCAACAGCAUUAUUUAUGAAAUCAAGCGCAGCACUUGUCAGGCCCCAAAAGUUCUCACAGCUCCAACUAACGUGUCGCAAAGCACCACAGAGCCGUAUACCAUUUCUGUCAAUACUAGCAUCAUUGGACCUACAAAAACAAUAGGUUUUGACGUGCGGUGCGGGACGCUGGACAUCUACGUCUCCUUCACCAACCCGCGCCCCAGCUCCGCCCUCUUCUCUGAGCACUACACCGCAGAGGACGGCCGGCCGGCCUACCUGACGUCAUCAGUGCUGGAGGAUGGCCGGCAGGUGUACAUCACAGUGGUCGGCAAGGAGCUGCCCACGUCCAUUGCGGAUCUUCAGAAAUGCUCCAACUUCAGCUACACUGUUUCCGUUGUGGACAAGCCCUGGGAGAUCACGUGCUGCAAGAGCGGCGUGUGUCGCAAGUGCACGGACAGCGACCUGCUUCAACAGAAGGACGUAUACAGCAAAUUCUGCAGCAGCAACAAUAAGGUCGGGUACGACAACCCUUGCACGCUGCAAGCCUUGAGCCAAGGCCGCGAUGUCUUCCCCUACCCGUACGACUCCACCAAGUUCAUCAGGUGUGACGCCAUAGGCAACCCAUACGUCACCCUGUGCCCUUCAGGGCUAAUCUUCGAUUCCGAGGCUCUGAGCUGCGGCAACAAGGGCUCAGACCACCCGGGGGCUACACUGUCCGCCAAUAACCCCUGCACGCCUGCAAAUCUGAGGACGGGGCUGUUCUACUACGCCGACCCAACCAGUAAAACGAGAUUCAUACAAUGCGACGAGUGGGGCAACGCCUGGCAGAUGCCCUGCCCCAGCACCCAAGAAUGGAACCAGAACAUUCUCACCUGUGACUACCCCAAGACAGCAGCUCCCGUCGCCUCCAACCCGUGCGCAACAGCCGUCCUCUCCGGCAAGUACUUCUAUCCUCACCCGUGCAACCAUCGCAAGUUCAUCCAGUGCGAUGCCUCCGGCAAAGCCACUGAGAUGAAUUGUCCCUCCAACUUGUUCUAUGAUCCUAACAUCAUGGCGUGCGAUUUCGAGGACCGACAACCCGGAACCAGCUGCUGAUCGCGCUCCGAUAGCCUCCCUUGCUCCCUAUAUCAAUCGUGAUUUUGUUCAUAGAACUCCAGUAGUGACAAGUAGCGGGGAAGACAUCCCAUACAGUUCUCUUGUAAUUGCUAGUGAUUAGCAGAUUUUUACCAUAAACAUUACUUUUAUUUUUUCAUCAGUUUUCUUUCAGCUUGUAGAUUUUGCUUCGUAGAAAAUUGUUUCAUAAAUGUCAUGUUUGACAAGAAUUUGUUUCCUCACAAAUGUCCCCGCAUGCUGUAGAAAAACAUCCCAUGUGCCAUAUAGUUGUGAGUAUAUUUUUUC